AUUGAAGGGUCCGAUCUCUCUUAUUUGUUCUUCGUGUGGAGCCUCUUGGAUCUGUUAAACACCGUGAUCGUUCUGCGUCGUCUGCAACAUUCGUAUAACAUUUUUUCCUUACAGGACAAACGAACGCAGAGUUGUAAUUGUUAACUGGAUUUCCUGUAAGAAAACCUUUUGAAGUUGAAGAAUUGCCAUCUUCCCCGUUUACUUUAAAUUGUAAGAAUGGAAGGAUCUGUGUUUACACCCUCCCUGGAAGGAAUGAAGCAUGUAAAGUCUGAAGAAGGGGAAAUGCUGACCAAGCCUUUCUUGGAUGUCUGCAAACUGAUAUUGCCUGUUAUAGAUAAGUUUGGAGCUGCUAUGACACUUGUAAAGACGGAUAUCAGCGGUAAUAUUUCGAGGUUGGAAUCCAAAUAUUCUUCGAACCCUUCAGAAUUCAACCUGUUGUACAGUAUGGUUCGAGUAGAGAUCGAAGCUAAGACAGCAAAAGCUUCAUCCAGUUGCACCAAUGGUCUUCUCUGGUUAACAAGGGCAAUGGAUUUCUUGGUGGAACUGUUUCGCAACUUACUGGAGCAUGCAGAUUGGACCAUGCCUCAAGCUUGUACAGAUUCCUAUAACAAAACCUUGAAAAAAUGGCAUGGAUGGCUUGCCAGUUCCAGUUUCACUGUUGCCAUGAAACUUGCUCCAGAUAGGAAGAAGUUCAUGGAGGUAAUAGGGGGAAAAGGUGAUCUCAACGCAGACAUUGAGAAAUUUUGUUCUAACUUUGCUCCGCUUCUUGAAGAGAAUCACAAGUUCUUGGCUAGUGUUGGCUUGGACGACCUGAAAGCUUCCUGAUGAGAGAGGUCUUUCUGCUCCUGAACAACGAAGGUCUUACUAUUGACAAUCCUGUAUUUCUUGCAAUCUCAAGCAUAAAAGAGGUCUCCUUUUGGUCCAGAUAAACAGAGACCUUAGUUUUAAAAAUCCUGUAUUUCGCAACCAUAAGCAUAACUCUCUCUUCCUGGUUCCCUUUAACGAGUUGGUUGUGCUUGGAAAGAGCACUGAUAUGGUAAGCACA
This is a messenger RNA of Nelumbo nucifera (sacred lotus), 1045 nucleotides long. Its product is annotated as glycolipid transfer protein 1-like. The record is from RefSeq and is a predicted model, not a curated record. Gene Ontology annotation, biological process: ceramide transport; intermembrane lipid transfer. Gene Ontology annotation, molecular function: ceramide 1-phosphate binding; ceramide 1-phosphate transfer activity. Gene Ontology annotation, cellular component: cytosol; membrane; cytoplasm. NCBI's taxonomy places the organism in Eukaryota, Viridiplantae, Streptophyta, Magnoliopsida, Proteales, Nelumbonaceae.